Molecule: messenger RNA, 1353 nt
Organism: Trichobilharzia szidati
Lineage: Eukaryota; Metazoa; Platyhelminthes; Trematoda; Strigeidida; Schistosomatidae
Source: the annotation of a GenBank genome assembly
AUGACUGUGAACAAGGAAGUGUUGAAAAAUUGUCCUAACACAACAAAUUUUGGACUUGUAUCAUUUGAAUAUCUCACCGAUGUCUGCUCAGUUCGAUAUCGUUUUGCACCAAAUGAAGAUGAAGUUAUGAAACAUGAAGAGUGCCGAAAAACGGUGAAUCAUUUAAUUGAAAAUGCUCACACUAUGACUUGGGGUGAACAAUGGAAAUGCAAGCAGCAUAACUAUACCAUACCAGUGACUAGUUAUUAUAGUUUCAAUGUAACUAUAGAAGAAGUUGAAGUAGUCGAACUUGAGAAAGCUGUUGACGCGAAAUGUAUUCUACCAAUGAUUUCAUUGAAUCGAUCCCUACGAGCCUACUGGAUGAAUUAUUUUGGUGGAUAUCAAUGGGAAAUCGAUUCUGUGGAACAAUGCAGUGAACCAUUUUUAGACCCACCAGAUUUAAAAAUACUGCCAAAACUAAGGAAAAAUAAAAUAUUCUGCAGUGUAGUUAUCUUUAUACUUUAUGGACAUUUAAAAACAGCUAAUUACGACAAUAUUUUCAAGCGUAUUUCCAAUGUAGUUACCCAUCUUCAGUCGACUUGUUCACAUGUGGAAGCGUAUGAAUUUCAAAAAAUUCGUUCAAAUUAUCUUGCUUUGAUUGAUAUGCUUAUCGACAGAACUAUUGAGGCUGGAAAUUAUGGUUAUCCUCAAUAUGAUAUUAUAGCAGUAUUAUGGGGAAUUAUGCGACAUUUUAGUAGAAGCAUAGCAAAUUAUUACGGGAAUUAUUUAUACGCACAAGAAGAAAGUGAACGUCUACGCGGUUCAGUGGUUUUCGCUCAUCCUAAAAAGCCAAAUCACACAGUUCAUUGUGGAGAUGACAUAACUGUUGAAGUUCAUAAACCAAAUUCAUCAAAUGUCGUAUUGGUAUGCACAAAAAAUUCAACAGGGAUUGGAGUCAAUAACUUGGAGCUAGCCUCAAAACCUGUCUUUGUCCAGAUAGCAUUUACCAAGGAAACUAUUUUGAAGCUAAAAUUCAAUAUUGUUAAAAGUCCUACGUUUGCUCAUUAUAUAUGCAUUUAUUUGAGUCCUGAGAGUCGAGGUUAUAUAGAUGAAAAGGAUACUUGUCCAAUGGAAGAAGGUGAACAGUCUAAAAUGAAAUUUAUCGGAAAGAAGAGUGGUUUAUAUGCCUUGGUGAAGAUUACCACAGAACUCGACACAUCUCGAGCGUAUAAUGCUAACAAUCUAGCGAAUGGAUCCGUAUCACUAUGUCAUCUGAUUGUCAUAUGUCAAUUAUUCCUUGCAGCUAUACCGAUAGCCUCCAUUCUAUGGACAAAUUGUGGGACUAAAUUCUACUAUGAACGCGAAGAUAUGUAA